Sinocyclocheilus rhinocerous is the source of this 375-nucleotide messenger RNA. Its product is annotated as dynactin subunit 1-like. The annotation marks the transcript as partial. The transcript is spliced from 2 exons. The record is from RefSeq and is a predicted model, not a curated record. Lineage: Eukaryota; Metazoa; Chordata; Actinopteri; Cypriniformes; Cyprinidae.
UCAAACCCUGAGCUCCUCUGGUCUCAGGAGGCGCGCGAGGCUCUGGAGGCUAAAGACCGCUACAUGGAGGAGAUGGCAGACACGGCAGACGCCAUCGAGAUGGCCACGCUGGACAAAGAGAUGGCGGAGGAGCGGGCCGAGUCUCUGCAGCAGGAGGUGGAGGCUCUGAAGGAGAAGGUGGAGGAGCUGAGCAUGGACCUGGAGAUCCUCAAACACGAGAUCGAGGAGAAGGGUUCGGACGGAGCGGCCUCCAGCUUCCACGUCAAGCAGCUGGAGGAGCAGAACGGACGUCUGAAGGAGGCUCUGGUCAGGAUGAGGGAUCUGUCAUCGUCAGAGAAGCAGGAGCACGUGAAGCUCCAGAAACAGAUGGAGAAG